GAUGACCUCUUCGCGGCCUUCGAGACCUUCCGCCGAGCGGUCUGUCGCAUCACCCAGGACAGUCGCAUCAACAAAGCAGCCCUGGACAAGAUUGAGCACAAGGACUCCAUUCUCAAGUUCCUGCUCGAUGUCCACUCUCGCAAAAAGCGGCACCGAAAGCGCACAGAGGCGCUUCUGUCGCUCUUGCUGGAGUUGGAGAGCUGGAAGGAGGCAUUUGCAGAUGAUGAGGACCUCCAAGCCGCGAUUGCAGAGUUUCGCGGCCCUGAGAUGGAGGAACCCGCCGAAGAGGCGGAAGAAGAGGAGGAGGAGGAGGACGCUGAGGAGGAUCCGCGAACCCUCUCGACACUCUGGCGCGAAGAUGUCGACGAGAAAAUUGAUGCUGCCGCAGCGCGCGGCGCGAUUGGCCUCCUCCUGGUCCGAGUGGUGGCCGCGCACAACCUGAUCAAUGCCGACUGGUUCAGCCUUUCCGACCCCUACGUCAAGGUGAAGGUGGGGCGACAGAAGCAGAGCACCGCAGUUGUCGACGACUGCUUGGAUCCUCGAUGGGAUUCGGAGACAUGGUUCUUCGACAUCCCAGCUGAGACCACCCUGGUGCGCUUCGAAGUGUGGGACAAAGACGCCCUUCAGGACGACCCACUGGGUCACGUUUCCUUUCCGGCGCGCCUGGCGCCGACGGCUCCCGGGCAGGCAUGGUGA
Molecule: messenger RNA, 696 nt
Organism: Symbiodinium necroappetens
Lineage: Eukaryota; Dinophyceae; Suessiales; Symbiodiniaceae
Source: the annotation of a GenBank genome assembly